Bolinopsis microptera is the source of this 1977-nucleotide messenger RNA. RefSeq names its product nascent polypeptide-associated complex subunit alpha, muscle-specific form-like. The record is from RefSeq and is a predicted model, not a curated record. Gene Ontology annotation, biological process: protein targeting to membrane. Gene Ontology annotation, cellular component: nascent polypeptide-associated complex; cytoplasm. Lineage: Eukaryota; Metazoa; Ctenophora; Tentaculata; Lobata; Bolinopsidae.
AAUCUCAAAUAUUUUUUUAGAACAUGUCCGACGUAACAGCAACCAUCGAAGAGCCCGUCAUUGUUGACGCCCCGGUCGUAGCAGAUGUACCAGCUGAGGUUCCAGUAGCCGCUCCAGUCGAAGAGCCAGUUGUUGUUGCCACUCCAGUGGAAGAGUCAGUUGUAGUAGCCGCUCCAGUUGAAGAGCCAGUAGCCGCUCCAGUUGAAGAGGUAGUUGCCGCUCCAGUCGAAGAGGUAGUUGCCGCUCCAGUUGCCGCUCCUGUCGAAGAGGUUGUUGCCGCUCCAGUCGAAGAGGUAGUUGCCGCUCCUGUAGAAGAGCCAGUUGCCGCUCCAGUCGAAGAGCCAGCUGCAGUUGAAGAGCCAGUUGUUGUUGCCGCUCCAGUUGAAGAGCCAGUUGCAGUUGUCGAAGAGCCCAAAGCUGAGGAAACUCCAGCACCAGUCGAGACUCCAGUAGAGGUCGAGACUCCUGCUGAGCCUGAGGCUCCUGUCGUCAUUGACACUCCCGCUCCUGCUGCCAUCGAUGAGCCCGUUCUCGUAGAAAAAGAAGGCUCAUUGACCAUGUCUGAUGCUUCACUUCUCGACUACAAGAUGUCGGAUGGAGUGUUAGUCGAGGCUCUCUCACUCACAGAAACUAAAGAGGAGACAGUAGUCGUUGAAGCACCAGUCACAGAAUCAGAGAGUUCAGAUAGCCCUUCACUCCCCACCUCAGACUCACCCUCACCAGCCGAUGAGGCCGCACCAGUUGAAAUCGCUUCUCCAGCUGCUGAAGUCCCUGAACCAGUUGUUGCUGAAGAAAAGGUUGCUGUUGAAGAACCAGUGAAAGAAGAGACUGCCCCAGCUGCAGUCCCAGAGCCUGUUGCUGCUGAGCCAGAGGCAGUCGAUGCACCUGCCGCUGAGGAAGUUUCACUUGAGCAAGUUGAUGUUUCUGUACCAGAGGCAGCUGAAGAACCUGCUGUUGAAGAAUCAGCCCCUGUUGAAGAACCUGCUGUUGAAGAAUCAGCCCCUGUUGAAGAACCUGCUGUUGAAGAAUCAGCCCCUGUUGAAGAACCUGUUGUUGAAGAAUCAGCCCCUGUUGAAGAACCUGCUGUUGAAGAAUCAGCCCCUGUUGAAGAACCUGUUGUUGAAGAAUCAGCCCCUGUCGCUGAAGAAUCAGCCCCUGUUGCUGAAGAACCUGCUGUUGUUGCAGAACCAGAACCAGUCAUCGAGGCUGCCAUACCCGUCACUGAACCCAUUCACGAAAUUCCGUCUCUUCCCAAGGCUUCUCCUAAAAAGCCAAUUGUUGUUCCACAGGAGAGUGACAGUGAUGAUGAGAUGCCACAGCUGGAAGGAGCUGAUACUGGCCCUGCCCCAGGAGCCAUGACUGAUGAGCAGAUGAGCAAGGCUAAACAGACCAGGUCAGAGAAGAAGGCAAGGAAAGCUAUCUCCAAAUUGGGACUGAAACUAGUGCCAGGAGUUGCCCGGGUUACCAUCAAGAAAUCAAAGAACAUCCUGUUCGAUCAGAAACCAGAUGUGUACAAGAGUCAGGGAGCCGAAACUUAUAUCGUCUUUGGAGAAGCUAAAAUCGAAGAUCUCAGUGCUCAGGCCCAGAUGCAGGCAGCCGAGCAGUUCAAGCCUCAGCCAGAGGCCUCAAUCACAGCUGAAGCUAAGGACGUGGCCACAGUGGACGAAGACAGCGAUGAGGAUGAAGUUGACGAAUCUGGAGUCGAGGCUAAGGAUAUCGAACUUGUCAUGGCUCAAGCGACUGUUUCCCGAGCGAAGGCGGUGAAAGCAUUGAAAAACAAUGCAAACGAUAUCGUCAAUGCGAUCAUGGAACUGACCAUGUAGCGACGCCACAUUGUGGCACGAUGGCGUCAGAGAUGACGUUGUCAUGGAGCUUCGUAGAGAAGUUCCAACGCGGACAGUUCCUAAAUUAUUUGAAAUCGACUGGUAUUUAUUUGUACUGUUUAAGAUUUUUAUUUUUUAACAAACGUCAAUUUAA